AUGGCACCUGGCCGGCGUAAAGGAAGGGCCACCGCGGUGGCGGCUGCCGCUCAGCAGCAGUGGAAGGUCGGCGAUCUCGUCCUGGCCAAGGUGAAGGGGUUCCCGCCCUGGCCGGCCAUGGUAUGUCCACUAAAGCCUUAAUUCUGUAAUCCCCCCUCUCCUCUCCGCAAAAAAGAAAAAGAAAAAAAACUUUUGGAGUUGUGCUUGUUGAUUGCAUCUGGUACUCUGGUGCGUUGGCCGUGUUUGCAAAGCACAAAUCUUCCACAAACUUUGGGUGGGUUCUUAGGACUCUGUUUUCUCUUUCUGUAGGUCAUCGAUCUUCAUGGAUGCAUGCUUAUUUUGCCGAGAUAAAUUUUGAUUCUAAUAUUUACCAUCAAGGGUUUCAGAAAAUUAAUCAUAGAGACUGUCCUCACACAUGAAAUUAUUGUCACUUUUCUUGUUUUAGCAUUUGCUUAAUCCCUUGGUUUGUAAAAGGCAACGUUGCAAAAAUAAUUACCCACGUCUUUCAUGAAAACCUAGGAAAAUUAAAUGUAGUAUGUUACUCUAUUUUUCGCUCGUUUGCUUACUGAACUUGAUCUGAUAAUUUCCCUUUCCUACUGGAAAUAUCAAUAGGGUUUUGGCUAGAGUCUUUUGCCAUUCAGAUUUGCGUGACUAUUGACUUUUCCUUUUUAAUUGCAGAUAAGUGAGCCCCAAAAGUGGGGUUAUUCAUCUGACAGGAAAAAAUUGUUUGUGUACUUUUUUGGUACGAAGCAAAUGUGAGUAGCAGCUUUCAUCAUUAUUUUCAAUACUUUUUUAAGGUUUCCAUGUGCUUAGCUGUAGCCUUUAAGGUCUUUUCAUUCUAUGUUUCGAGUUUUGGUUUUAAAAAAAUGAAGAUUAAAUUAUAACUAAAAUCUAUUUUUUGAAUAACUUUAAAGUUAAUUUUCAUUCUUUUAGCCGACUUGUAAGAUUAUGACCAUAUGCUUUUUCUAAUCAAUUAACAUUCACCUUCCUUCCAUGAAAAAUGAAGGAUGGGAUAAUGAACACGUUUUUGUAGGUCUGUUAGUACGAUGUAAAUUCUCUUAAGUUUACUUGAGUAUUAGACUGAGAUUAUUCUGGUCACAGUGUCUAGAAAAUGAGCUUGAAGAUGGACCUCUAUGAAGGUUGGUGUACGUAGAUGCGUUUGUACUGUUAAAUGGCUUACAUAAAUGAGCUUAACAUUUUAUAUAUUUACUAGUUUUCCCGAUUAGCUGAAACCGGAUAGAAGAUGGCUUUUGAUGGAAAGUAGUACCAAAUGAUAAAAUUAGAGAUGUUCUAUCAAGGUCUGGGUUCUUCAUGUUGCUGCUGUGAUAUACUGUGGAAUUCCUUCUAAUGAUAUAUUGAUCCUUAAAUUAUGGUGGCAGUUAUUUUAUUUUAUUUUUUUUUGUAUACAACCGUUGAUCAUAGUUUAUUCGAUCUUCCUGCACUAUUGGAAUUGUUUUUAGAGAAGUUUGACUGUCAACAGAAAACAACCUAUACUGUGCAGGCAGUUGUUUCAAAUCAGUUCAUCAUUCGCCAGGCCAUAUGA
Molecule: messenger RNA, 1543 nt
Organism: Spirodela intermedia
Lineage: Eukaryota; Viridiplantae; Streptophyta; Magnoliopsida; Alismatales; Araceae
Source: the annotation of a GenBank genome assembly